Yamadazyma jaroonii is the source of this 2169-nucleotide messenger RNA. Lineage: Eukaryota; Fungi; Ascomycota; Pichiomycetes; Serinales; Debaryomycetaceae. The record is from the annotation of a GenBank genome assembly.
AUGGAACAACUUCAAACAUCUACCGUUGAUGAUGUGAUUUUAUCACGGAGAGGGUAUUGUAUUAAGGGUACAUUGUUAUUAUCAACCUAUCAUCUUGUAUUUACAUUUUAUCCCAACCCUCAAGAUUCCAACCCCAGAGAGAUAUGGAUAUGUUAUCCGGUGAUUGAAAAGAUUCAUAAACAUAGAGGCUCUUCAUUAUUAGCCAAUAAGAACAAUGCAUUCAAUUCUCCUAACAAUUUUAAUUCCAAAGAUAGUAGUUUAGCUAAAUCCUAUCAAGAUAAACAAUUUGAUCAUUAUUCAGCUUCUCAUAUAAGAAUUCAAUGUAAAGACUUUACAUUCUAUUCCUUUGAUUUUGUCAAUGAUUUGAUAUGUAAAGAAGUUUAUCAGAAAUUAAGUAAGUUCAUUACUUUACCCAAAGUAACCAAAGAUUUGAGAUCUUUCUAUGCUUUCAAUUAUCAAUCAAAUAUGUUAGAAUCGAAUCUUUCACAAAAAGGUUGGAAAAUUUAUGAUCCGAUAAAAGAAUAUGAAAGACUAGGUCUUAUAUCAUCAGACGAAUCAUUCUGGAGACUUACAACAUUGAAUGAAGAUUAUAAAUUAUGUCCGUCAUAUCCUAAUACAAUCAUUGUUCCAGGGCCUAUAUCUGAUAAUGUGGUUAAACAUGCAUCAAAAUUUAGAUCUAAGCAGAGAAUCCCAGCUAUCGUUUACAAACACAAACUCAAUGUCAAUGGGAAUGUUAUUGCAAGAUGUGCACAACCUCUAGUGGGGUUAAAUAUUCAGAAUCGUUCAAUUCAAGAUGAAAAAUUGAUUGGUGAAAUAUUUAAAAGUCAAGAAAGAGAAAGAUUAAGUAAAAUUGAUGAAGAAAAUGGAUUUGUUGAACAACCCCAAAGAAAUUUAAUUGUUGAUCUUAGACCUUUAACGAAUGCCAUGGCUCAACAUGCUUUAGGUGCUGGUACUGAGAAUAUUGAUAAUUAUAAAGGUAAACCAAAUAAUGAGAAUGGCACUAAUGAUAAUGAACCAAUCAGGCAUGUUGAUAAGAUAUUCUGUAAUAUUGAUAAUAUUCAUGUUAUGAGAGAUUCUUUGAACAAAUUAACUUCAGCAUUAAAUGAACUAGAUGAUUUCCCUGUUUCUUUAAAUGCCGAUAAUGAACAAAUGUCUUACCCUGCAUUACAACAAGCAUUAUCUAAAUCACAAUGGUUGCAUCGACUUUCGAUAAUCCUACAGUCUGUUGAUAGAAUAAGCAAAUCUGUUCAUUUGAAUAAUACUAAUGUUAUUAUACAUUGUUCUGAUGGUUGGGAUAGGACUUCUCAAGUAUCAGCAUUACUGCAAUUAUGUCUUGAUCCUUAUUAUAGAACACUUGAAGGAUUCAUGAUUUUGAUCGAGAAGGAAUGGUUAAGUUUUGGAUUCAAAUUCAAUUUAAGAGCUGAUCACGGGGGAUGUAUUGGAGCCACUAUACCUAGAGUAAAUCAAGAAAAUGAAUUUGAUGAAACCACUGAUGCUUCUGCUCGAGGAGUUGCUUCUUUCUUACAAAGAGCUGCCAAUAAAGCAGCUGUUCAUUUGAAAAACACCGCUACUGCUGCAGCCAAUGCAGCUUCAGCUGCUUCUAACAAUAUGAAUUCAUCUAAUAUUAAUUCUUCCACUCCUAGUUCAUCCAAUUUCAACCCCAAUGAGGAAGGUUUAGAGAACAGUAUCUCCGAAACAGAAUCAAUAGAAUCUAAUGAUCAUAAAUUCCUUCAUUCCAAGACUUAUAAUGGAAGUAAUGAUAAAUCACCAAUUUUCCAUCAAUUCAUUGAUUGUGUAUUCCAAAUUUAUAGACAACAUCCUUCAAUGUUUGAAUUUAAUAGUAGAUUCCUUAAGAGGUUAUUCUAUCAUUACUAUUCAUGUCAAUAUGGAACAUUUUUAUGUGAUUCCGAAAGAGCAUUGAAACAAGAAAGAAUACCUCAAUUAACUACUUCAGUAUGGGAUUAUUUCAAUUCAAGACCCAAUGAAUUCAUUAAUCCAAAUUAUGAUGAUUCCAAACAGGAAGUAGUGUUCUUCAAUUAUAGUGAUGUCAAAUGGUGGACGGAACUUUAUGGAAGAUCAGAUGAAGAAUUAAAUGGAUUAUCUAAUUCUCUAGAUAGGAAAUUUGCCAAGAUGAAUUUACAAAAGAAAUCCAAAAAUCAAGACGAAUAA